CUACCCAUCAGCCAAUGAAUAUGCAAGGCACUCCCCACAAGUCACGGCAGUCUGUAGCCAUUCAAGUGUGAUUGCUUCAUUAUCUCAAUCAAUCCCUAUAAUCUUGGAACUGCCUAUUUUAUGUUUUACCGUUUGUAUAAUUUACUCUGUUUAUACUCAUGUACAAAGUCAACUGUAUAGCAUAUAAAAGAAAUCCAAUACAACCAGAAUACUCAUCGUGGGGUGUUCUUUCUAUUCUACUUCUUAUUCUUCUCUAAACCCUAGUUAUUUCUCUACAUGGUAUCAGAGCCUCGCAGAGGCUAGCAACCCCUUUUCGAUCCUAAUGACAAACUCUUCCUCUCCUAUAAACUCUUCUUCUGUCUCUCAGACUACUUUUCAAAAUACCAUGACCACCACACCAUCUUCUAUUCCAACUUCUUUCAAUAUCGCUCACUUGUUUACAACACCAAUGGAUCGUAAUAAUUUUCUCUGUUGGAAAUCUCAGUUUGAAGAUGUACUAGAAUUACAUGAUCUGGAAGAUGUGAUUAAGACAGAAACCCAUCCUCAGAAGAAACUUCCCGAUGGUUCUCUCAAUCCAGCCUAUUCAAAAGACAAACUAGUCUUAAGUUGGAUCAAGGCCACGGCUUCAUCUUCUAUUAAGACCCUUCUGAUUCCAUGUUCUACAGCAUAUGAGGCAUGGACGCUGCUUGAGAAACGACUGUCACCCCUGUCCAAAACUUAUAUUCGUACCCUGCGAGAUCAGAUACGCACCCUCAAAAAGGAUCCAGAAAAGUCAGUUGCUGAUUAUUUGAUCCACGCCAAGUCUCUCUUUGAUUCUGUCACUGCGGCUGGCACCUUAAUUUCUGAUGGCGAACUUAUUGAUUAUAUACUCGAUGGCCUAGGCCAUGAAUACAAAGAAUUUACUACCUCCCUUCAUCUUCGACCCUCUCUAACCUUUGAUGAAUUUUAUGAUUUGUUAAUACAGGAAGAACAGUUGCUGAAGAGGAUGUCUUCCCUCUCCUUAUCACAAAGUGUAGCACUCACCUCUGAUCGCAGUACCAAUGAUCAGGCCACUCAGAACCGAGCCCAAGGCACCACUCACCACACCCAUUCUCAAACCCGGUCUCAAAACUUUGGAAGAGGACGAGGUCGAGGUCGCGGUUGGCAUAAUGGAAGAAAUUCAGGUCGUUCUCCUAACUGGAAUUCCAACUACCAUAAUGGCGGGACCUUCACUCGCGACAACGGCUGGCAAAAUAGUCGUGAUCACCGUCGUCCUCAAUUUCUAACAGAUACUAGAUCAUCAAUGCCUUCACAUGAUGGACGUCCACCACUGCUCCCAACACCACCAUAUCAACCUCCUUUUCAGUUUCAAGAAACCUGUCAGAUGUGCAACCGGCAAGGCCACACUUCACGUGUAUGUCCUGAUCGUGGUAAUUACGCCUACAUGGCAGAGUCCAACACCUCCAAUAUCCCUUCACCAUCUGUUCCUACUAACACAAGUUGGUGUGUUGACUCCGGGGCAACCCAUCAUAUGGUGUCCAGUCCUUCUCAACUCCCCUUUGUGAAGCCAUAUACAGGACAAUAUGACGGGGAGGACAUUACUCACUGGCAGUAGCUCUGGCGACUUGUACCAUAUUCAAGCA
Molecule: messenger RNA, 1622 nt
Organism: Prunus avium (sweet cherry)
Lineage: Eukaryota; Viridiplantae; Streptophyta; Magnoliopsida; Rosales; Rosaceae
Source: RefSeq, a predicted model, not a curated record